CUAAAAUUUCUCUUUAUCCAUUGUCAAUCUCAUAAAUUAAACCGUAGUAUUAAGCUUUGAUUAAUAAAAUAAAACUCGGUGCACAAACUCUUCAGUCUUAUUCAGAGCAUAGGCGACUGAGUCUGAGAGUGAUAUUGUCAGAGAAAAAGAUAAAAAAACCCGGGAUUCCUGUGUUCUGUCUUUGUAAUUCAAAUGGAAAGUCAAAUGAAGAUUUAUUGUUAAUAAUUUAGGGAGAAAAUUUAACAAACGAAAAGAUGCGUCGGGAGAUCUCGAUUUUGGUACAGCCUCGGUGCCUUCUUCUCUUCAUUGUUCUCGCAAUUUUCGUCAUUUUCGCUUUCUCAGGAACUAAACUGGAGGAAGAGAAGACUGUAGAAGAGGAGCAUGAAAUCACCCACAGAGUAUACUUGGAUGUUGAUAUUGAUGGCCAGCGUGUAGGUAGAAUCAUUAUUGGAUUGUAUGGUGAAGUUGUACCCAAAACUGUUGAAAAUUUCAGGGCUUUGUGUACAGGAAAGAAAGGCAAGGGUGCAAAUGGGAAAGCCCUUCGUUAUAAGGGAACACCAUUCCAUCGGAUAGUAUCUGGAUUCGUGAUUCAAGGUGGUGAUAUAAUUCAUGGUGAUGGAAGGGGAAGUGAGUCUAUAUAUGGUGGCACUUUCCCUGACGAGAACUUUAAGAUAAAACAUUCACAUGCAGGUGUAGUUUCCAUGGCUAAUACAGGACAUGAUUCCAAUGGCUCUCAGUUUUUUAUCACCACUGUCAAGGCCAGCUGGUUGGAUGGAGAGCACGUUGUUUUUGGUAAGGUUAUUCAGGGCAUGGACAUUGUUUAUAUGAUCGAAGGUGGAGCUGGGACUUACAGUGGGAAACCUAGAAAGAAGGUUACAAUUGCUGACUCUGGAGAGAUACCAAAGAGCAAAUGGGAUGAGGAAAAAUGAAGCUCCUGGCUAUAUUAUCAACAGAGAAAAUUUUUGUGUUUUGACUUUACUGACUUAUUUCCAUAUAAUGGAUUCAUAUUUUGCUCCCUUGUAUCAUUUUCUUCGUGAACUUCUAGCUCCAAUCAGAUCCAAGACCAAGAGUCAUCGGCUUCACUUGAAAAUAUUGUAGCUCACCCUUUUCAUAUUGGCAACAGUAAUUAAUGCAAAGAAUUUCAAUUAAUCCCUUUGAAAUGGGAGUGUUUCCAUUCUAUUU
This is a messenger RNA of Durio zibethinus, 1182 nucleotides long. Its product is annotated as peptidyl-prolyl cis-trans isomerase CYP21-1-like. Lineage: Eukaryota; Viridiplantae; Streptophyta; Magnoliopsida; Malvales; Malvaceae. Gene Ontology annotation, molecular function: peptidyl-prolyl cis-trans isomerase activity; cyclosporin A binding. Gene Ontology annotation, biological process: protein peptidyl-prolyl isomerization; protein folding. The record is from RefSeq and is a predicted model, not a curated record. Gene Ontology annotation, cellular component: cytoplasm; intracellular membrane-bounded organelle.